AUUUUCUCCAACAAACUCAUUUUUUAUAUUAUUUCUAUCAUCUACUAUGAUUUUUGCAGAUUCUGAAAGUGAUUUGGAUAAUAUAAUUAAUAGUGAGGAUGAAGAUUUUAUAUAUGAUAGUGAUCAUGAUACACAAUCUGAAUUAGAUGAAGAAGAAGAUAUAUUAGCUGAAACAGAUAAUAAGCUUAAGUAUUAUUUAGCUAAAAAUAAGAUUACUCAAUGGAAAAAGGAUUUACCCAAUCAGAGAAUAAGAACUCGUCAGCAAAAUAUAGUUAUUGAUCAGCCAGGAGUAAAAGAAUAUGGGAAAUUAGCUGACACUCCAGAAAAAUGUUUUGACUUGUUCAUAACACCAAAAAUGAUUGAAGAGAUAAUUUAUCAUACCAACCAAAAAAUUAAAAUUGUAAGUCAAAAUUAUAAUCAAUGUGAAGGUUCUACAAAAGAAGUUUAUAUAACUGAAUUCAAAGCAUUAUUGGGAAUUCUUUAUUUAGCUGGAAUUUUUAAAUCUAAUCAUCAAAAUAUGUCUGAUUUAUGGAAAUCUGAUGGGUUUGGAAUUGAUAUAUUUAGAGUAACAAUGCCUCUUAAAAGAUUCAGAUUUCUAAUUCAUGCAAUGAGAUUUGAUGACAUACUAACAAGUGAAGAGAGAAAGGUGGUAGACAAAGCAACACACAUUAGAAAUAUUUUUCAAGAUUUUGUUGAUAUGCCACAAAUCUUAUACAAUAUCAGAAUAUGUAACCCUAGAUGAAAUGCUUCCAGCAUUUCGUGGUAAAUGCCCAUUUAGACAAUACAUGCCAAACAAACCAUCCAAAUAUGGCAUAAAACUAUACUCCUUGGUGGAUGCCAAAACAUAUUAUACUCUAAAUCUUGAAAUAUAUACUGGAAAUCAACCAGAGGGACAAUAUCAAAUAAGUAAUAAACCAGCAGAUGUAGUCAAUAGAUUAAUUCUUCCAAUAUCUGGUUCAGGUCGCAAUGUAACCAUGGAUAAUUGGUUUACAAGUUAUGAUACUGCAUUAAGCUUACUAAAUACACACAAAUUAACAUUAGUGGGCACAUUAAGGAAGAAUAAACCACAAAUUCCUAAUGAUUUUAUAUUAACAAAGGGGAGGGAAAUCUAUAAUAGUAUAUUUGGAUUUCAGGAAAACAUAAUAUUAUUAUCAUAUGUUCCAAAAAAAAGAAAUAAUGUCAUAAUGCUAUCAACAUUCCAUCAUAAUAAAAAUAUUGAUAAUAAUAACCAACAAAAACCUGAAAUCAUAACUUUUUAUAAUAUGACUAAAGGUGGUGUAGACAUGGUUGACCAAAUUACAGAAAAUUAUUCAAUUUCAAGAAGGUCAUAUAGAUGGCCCUUAACCAUUUUUUAUACACUUUUAAACAUAACAACCAUAAAUUCCCAUAUUAUAUAUACUGCAAACACAAACAAAACAAUUACUAGAAGUAGUUUUAUUAAAAAAUUAUCUAUGGAACUUAUUACUCCCCAUUUGGAAAUAAGAAAAAAUUGCCUCAGAUUGCCGCGAAUUCUAAAAGAAUCUAUUUACAAUAUAUUAGGCAAACAACAAAGUGAGAAUAUUAAGCCUUCAAUAGGAAGGUGUGGUGUGUGUCCUAGAAAAGGAUAAAAAAAACUAAAUAUUUUUGUCAAAUAUGCAAAAUAAAUUUAUGUUUAGAACACAUUAAUAUUUUAUGUAACAAAUGUUUUGAUUGUCAAAUUUAACAUAUUUCAAUGUUCAAUAUUUUUUUUAUAUUUGAAUUUA
This is a messenger RNA of Gordionus sp. m RMFG-2023, 1742 nucleotides long. RefSeq lists its product as uncharacterized. NCBI's taxonomy places the organism in Eukaryota, Metazoa, Nematomorpha, Gordioida, Chordodea, Parachordodidae. Bases 47 to 742 code for a protein of 231 amino acids. The transcript has 3 exons. The record is from RefSeq and is a predicted model, not a curated record.